GAGGAAUCACUUCGAGAAUUUCUCUCCGGCGCCGGUGGAGCUCUAGCUCGCCGGCGUCGGGAACUCUCUUCCCGUUCUCGAUUCAUUUGCAAUCUCUUUCGAUCUCUUUGUAACCUUUUCAUCCUUCUAGCUUUUCUUUUUCGAAUUUGCUUUCCUCUCGAACUCUUUUUCUCCAUGCCUACCUUCUACGGUACUUCAGAGUUCCUUGACAGAACAUGGUGGUGGCUCCCGGCGAAUCAUCUCUUAGAUCUGCUCAGGUCGUUGGUAUUGAAGUUGGCAAAAGAGAAGCCUAUCGAAUCCAAAUGUUCUCCAAAAUUGAAACUCGAGCUUAGUCUCCAAUCCUCAUCUAAAUCCAUGGAGUUUAGAUGCUUCGUGACCCUCGUCGUUCACUGUCCUCACCGGAGCUCUCUGACGGCCACGUCAGAACCGGCGAUGAAGAUGGCGGCGGAAGGGUUCUCCCUAAGCCUAAUCCAGAUGUUGUUCUCCUCUCAUGGGCUUGACCCACGAUUUGGAAGUCAACUUUCAGGCCCAAGAAGCCUCCAGUCUAGGCCCAACUUAAAAAAUGAAGUUUCAGCUCCUCUACCAGACUGGGCCAGGUUUGCUUUUCUUAAUUUUCCUACAAGCCCACAAAAUUUAAUUUGUCUGCAGUUUGAACGGAUUGAAAGAGGACUUCAAUCUGUCUCUGUUUUGACAAAUCCUUUAGUCGGGUUCUGUACUCUUCUCAACGUUAACCUGGUUUUAAGCCCUCCUCGGCUUCUCGUGUUCGCAAAUAUAUUCCGGCCACUGCCCGAUGAAAUAUUUGCUAUGAAGGAGAAAAAAUUUGCAAUCUCAGCCUCAUCUCAAUCGAGGUUGAUAGUUUACUCCCGGUUUGGAAUUCAAGAAUACUUUAUGCCGGUUAAAGCCUUCAUCAAGACCAUGAUCAAUCAGCUCACUUUCGCCCCUUCCCCCCAAUCUCGGAUCCAGCUCUCAUAUCAAGAGUCUUAUCCAAGGGAUACCGAAUCUCAAGCUUCCCGACUCUUAUCCGACCUUGAGGGUCACCCCAAUCCUUGCUUUUCAUCUAGAGGCGGAGGAGGAAGGGAGAGGAUGAUGAAGGAAGACGCCAGAGGAAGGAAUCCGCCGUCGCGGCAUCUUUGGGUUGGUAACCUUCCUCAUGGGAUACCGGAACGAGAAUUAGCCGACCGGUUCUUAAGGUUUGGUGAAUUGGAGAGCUUAGCAUUUCAGCCUGGACGAAGCUAUGCAUUCGUUAAUUUUAAACACGACGAAGAUGCGUUUGCGGCGAUUGAGUCGCUUCAAGGCUUCCCACUCUCUGGAAACCCACUUAGGAUCGAGUUUGCUAAGGCGGAAAAGUCAUCAACUGGAUCACGCACAGAAGAUAUAUUUCGCCAUGAUGAACAGCGGUCUGCAGCAAGAGGGUCUUCUUUUGUCCAAAAGGACUCCAGGAUGCUUUAUGAGAGCCCAGACACAUAUAGCAAAUCAAAAAUGAAUGAUAGAAAUGCAGAACCCAGUGAGGUACUAUAUAUAGGGUUUCCGGCUUCGUUGAAAGUAGAUGAUGCGCUCUUGAGGAACGUCUUUUCUUCGUUUGGAGAAAUAACCAAGGUCACGGUAUUCCCCGGCCGCAGUUAUGCAUUUGUUCAAUUCCGAAAUCUGAUGGCAGCUUGUAAGGCGAAAGAAACUCUUCAGGGAAAGUUGUUUGGCAAUCCUCGAGUGCAUAUUUGUUUUGCAAAGAGUGAACCUUCCUCAUCUAGCAGUGGAAGGGGUCCAUCGAGUAGAUCACUCUCUCCGCCUUACAGAUCUGUUGAUCGACUGGGAUCUUCAGAAGGUUAUCUUCAGGAUAGAAAUUAUGGAAGCAUCAGCAGAAUUCCCAGUGUGAGGGAACCACAUUACAUAGCAGAUAGGGAUUUGGAAGAUUCUGAAGAUUACAUGUUUGACAGGAAACGAGUCUCAAGGAACGAUGGAGGUCCUGCAUAUGGAAGGUCGAGAUCUACACAUAGAUUUCCUCAGGAUAUGCAUGAAUAUCAUGGUAGUCCUAGGGAAAUGGGUUCGGCAUUCCGUGAUGAUCCUCACAGAUUCCAGUCAAGGAGUUCAGUGUAUGAAGAGCCAUGGGAUUUACCCGAAGAUGACUACUACUACCAGGAAACCAAGAGACAGAAGUCAAGAUCCGUGCAGCCUGAGAGGCAGCUCCCAGGGCAUCAGCUAUCUGGUAUAGAGCAAGAAAGACGCCCUUUUUCAAGGGCAUCUGCUGAUUUUUCCCCAAAAGAUGCAUUCGAGCGGAACUAUGAGGCUGGACAGCUACGAUACAAGCAAACAGUUGAGCAGCCGUUAAACCUGGCUAUAAGGAACGGGGACAAGAGUAGCUUACGAGAACCACAUGACGAGUUAAUGGGAGGUUAUGCUCUGCCAUCAAUUGUCCCUGAAAGAAAAAGGCACACCCCUGAACUGAAUCGACCAUCACUAAAGGACUGGAACUGGGAAGGGACUAUUGCAAAGGGAGGGAAUCCCAUUUGUCGAGCUAAAUGCUUUCCUGUGGGCAAAGUGAUGGACAUGAUGCUGCCUGAGUAUGUAGAUUGCACGGCAAGAACUGGUUUAGACAUGCUGGCCAAGCAUUACUACCAAUCAUCUAAAGCAUGGGUGGUUUUCUUUGUUCCUGGAAGUGAUGCUGAUAUUGUGUUUUAUAAUGAGUUUAUGCAUUAUCUGGAGGAGAAGCAACGUGCAGCUGUUUCUAAAUUGGAUGACACAACAACAUUGUUCCUCGUGCCUCCAUCUGAUUUCUCCGAGAAAGUACUUAAAGUUCCUGGGAAACUUAGCAUCUCUGGAGUUAUUCUACGUUUAGAAUGUGGUGGUUCUGGAUCUGGGCCUGUCCAACAGCAAGGUGAGAGAAAAGAUCCAGACUUGUUAACCUAUUAUGCUGAAACAUCAUAUGCAGAAGCUAGCGGAGCUUUUCCUGAUGUUGGAAACCCACGUAUUCCGGGUCCAACAGCAUUUUUGCGUAGUGCGGGUCGUGAUGGUCAAAGUGCAUCUUUGGAUCCAUACAUUGAGAGCAAGCAUGAUCAGUUGAGUCACAGGUAUUCUGGAUCGGACUGGCCGCCUCGUGAUACCAACCCCAGAAGUUCACAGAUGCAACCCUUCAUAGAUAAAAAUACUGUUCAAGAACAUAGCGGGUUUGUUCCUGGGAAGCAGCAAAAUGCAGAUCUUAGUCGUUAUCAUGAUACGGAUGCUCCAGCCCCAUCGGGGUUUCAGCCUGAACAGCUGACACAUUUAGCUUCCUCGCUGCCCAGACAGCAAAAGCAUGUACAGAACACUCCAAAUCAGCCUGAGAGAUAUGCACCAGAAGGCCGAGCAAGUUUCAGCCAUUUGCAACACGCGCAGACACCAAGCAUACCUCAAUUAGUAUCUCCAGGAAAUCAAAAUGUACAGAUACAAGGUAGCAAUAGCCAACAAGAAGAAGAAACAGAGGCUAAUCCACAGAAGCGUCUCCAAGCAACAUUGCAGCUAGCAGCUGCACUUCUCCAGCAGAUUCAACAAGCUAAACCGAGUUAAAGAUGGCUUCGUAAAGAGAUCGUUUCAUGUUUUUAACUGUAUUAAUUGGGAUGAGCCCUGGCCUGAUCUACAGAUUAACAAGUAUGAGAUUAUUACAUUCUUUCUUGCUGGUCGAUAUAAAGAAGAAAUAGCGCU
Arabidopsis arenosa is the source of this 3672-nucleotide messenger RNA. NCBI's taxonomy places the organism in Eukaryota, Viridiplantae, Streptophyta, Magnoliopsida, Brassicales, Brassicaceae. The record is from the annotation of a GenBank genome assembly.